GUCGAGAGUAGAUCAGACUCUUGUAAAAAUCAAAUGAUUUGAUACAGAUUUUGUGGGAAACCACAAGCCCGAGGAUGAUGCGGGUCGUUGCUUGCCGGACCGCCUAAGUAAAACACUACCUACACCGGAAUGGAAUAAAAUCUCCGAGCAGGAGAGGGCCGCACGAACGGGGGAGACCCAGCGGUCGUGGGAAAGAAACUCACGAAAAUGAGUGCGUGCAGAAGGACAUCUGUGAAGAAGAUGUCGAAUGAAGACAGGGCGGCGGUCAUCGCGCGACACGGGACGUUCCCCUACAUCCAUGGAACUAUACCGGACAAAACAUUAUGUACGGAUACGGUGCCGUCACGAAGAUGUCGUCGCGGCCCCUGGUGGCGAGAAGGAAUCUCAAGAGCGGCAUGUGCCUUGGUCGCAGCUACUAUGCUAACGGAUUGUUCGCAAUUUAACAUCGUGCACCAAGCUGCAGCAUCAAGUUCAAGCUACGUCCCCGCGACCACGACCGCCUUUACUUCGCCUGUUCUUGAAGAUCUCAGGCCCGCCAGGCUGAACAGCGUCCACGAUCCGUACCUCCAGUCCUGCGGCUGCCACAUCCACUACGAACUCUGGGUCCGCACCUCGUUCGACAUGCAUCAAAUUCUCGUUCCUGAUCUGCCAGAGCUGAUGGCGAAGCAGGAUCUCUCGGACCCAAGGUUCCUAACGAUACGGGAUUUGAUCUUGAAAAACUCCAACGACUGCCCCAAGGGCGAUAGGGAGUACACAGAGGAAGAUCUUCUUCACGAUGAGGAGAAACAGGUUGGCGAUGCAGAUGACAUGAUUACUUCGCUGGAAUCCGAGUUUUUAGAGGAGCAGAUGGGAACUGCUGCUGCUCCUCCUCCAUCCUCAGCUGGAUCCUCUUCGUCCCAGGAAAAGGAAAAGCAGCAGAAGAUGAGUGACGCCACGAAAAAACGGAUUGCGAACGAGAUCGACGCCUAUCCUCUGCAAAAAUUAAAGUGCUGAUUGUGCUUAAUGUAGUACUUGUUACAAGAACUGAUUGUGAUGGUGCAUGAAAAUAUGAUACAGCAUUCUUGCCUUUUUCUGCUUCGAUGACUCAGCAUCCAUUGUAAAGUUCGGCGCUUCGUCCGAAGAAAGAAAAUUGUCAUGCGAGUGCUGGUGCUAGAGCUAGGAGGUCAUGUCUUUAUUUUUGCACUGCAUAACUCCACGGGGAUCACCAUUGCAGAAAACAGUUUCCAAGUGAUGUUCAACCAAAAAGAAAAAGCGAAGUGGACCGAUCCGGGCUACGUGAGCGAUUGCGUCCCCGGUCACAUCGCGGUUUUGAUGAAUUGCGCGCUACAAGCUGUUAUGCUAUUGUGCAAGAGAAGUUUCAUAGUCCUCGUACUAAUGCAGGUGCUCCUACUUCCGCGGAUACUACGCAUAGCAAGAAUACAGUACAGCUCCUUCAUCUUAGAGCGGGGUAACAAAUUCUGACGAGUUGUGGCCGUCCCACUUCUCACCCGCCCGGCCGGGUGGGUGACUAGUGGGACGGAACCAGGAUCCUGACCAGCUGGCCGGAUCUGAAAGCCUCAAAAACAACGCUUUUUGUUUUCCGCACCUGAUUCUUCUUUCUACCAGCCACACCCGCAGGUCUUGCAGGAGGUGGUAGAAAGAAGAUUCAGCUCGUGGACAAGAAAAUGCUGCUCUGGCUUACUGAAAGCCUCAGACAGCGCAGUUUUUUGUUUUCCGCACCUGAUUCUUCUUUCUACCAGCCACGUCUGCAGGUCUUGCAGGAGGUGGUAGAAAGAAGAUUCAGCUCCUGGUAAAAAAAGCGUUGCUUUGGCUUGCCGAAAGCCUCAGAAACGCCGUUGUUUGUUUUCAGCACCUGACUCUUCUUUCUACCAGCCACGUCUGCAGGUCUUGCAGGAGGUGGUAGAAAGAAGAGUCAGCCCGUGGUGAAAAAAGCGUUGAUUUGGCUUACUGAAAGUCUUAGAAACAGCGUUUUUUGUUUUCCGCGCCUGAUUCUUCUUUCUACCAGCCACGCCCGCAGGUCUUGCAGGAGGUGGUAGAAAGAAGAUUCAGCUUGUGGUAAGAAAAAUGUUGCUUGGGCUUAUUGAAAGCCUCAGAAACAGCGUUUUUUGUUUUCCGCGCCUGAUUCUUCUUUCUACCAGCCACACCCGCAGGUCUUGCAGGAGGUAGUAGAAAGAAGAUUCAGCUCGUGGCAAAAAAAAUGUCGGAAAGCCUCAGAAGCAGCGUUUUUUGUUUUCCAAACCUGAUUCUUCAUUCUACCAGCCACGCCCACAGGUCUUGCAGGAGGUGGGAGAAAGAAGACUCAGCUCGUGACAAAAAAAGCGUUGCUUUGGCAUUGGCUUAUUGAAAGCCUCAGAAAUAGCGUUUUUUGUUUUCCGCCCCUGAUUCUUCUUUCUACCAGCCACGACCGCAGGUCUUGCAGGAGGUGCCAGAAAGAAGACUCAGCUCGUGGUAAAAAAAAUGUUGCUUUGGCUUAUUGAAAGCCUCAGAAACAGCGUUUUUUGUUUUCCGCGCCAGAUUCUUCUUUCUACCAGCCACGCCCGCAGGUCUUGCAGGAGGUGGCAGAAAGACGAUUCAGCUCGUGGCAAAAAAAGCGUUGCUUUGGGCCUCAGAAAUAGCGUUUUUUGUUUUCCGCUCCUGAUUCUUCUUUCUACCAGCCACGCCCGCAGGUCUUGCAGGAGGUGGUAGAAAGAAGACUCAGCUCGUGGUAAAAAAAGUUUUGCUUUGGCUUACUGAAAGCCUCAGAAACAGCGUUUUUUGUUUUCCGCGCCUGAUUCUUCUUUCUACCAGCCACACCCGCAGGUCUUGCAGGAGGUGGUAGAAAGAAGAUUCAGCUCGUGGCAAAAAAAAUGUUGCUUUGGCUUACUGAAAGUCUUUGAAGCAGCGUUUUUUGUUUUCCGCGCCUGUUUCUUCUUUCUACCAGCCACACCCGCAGGUCUUGCAGGAGGUGGUAGAAAGAAGAUUCAGCUCGUGGCAAAAAAAUCGCUGCUUUGGCUUACUGAAAGCCUCAAAAGCAACGCUUUUUGUUUUCCGCGCCUGAUUCUUCUUUCUACCAGCCACGCCCGCAGGUCUUGCAGGAGGUGGUAGAAAGAAGAUUCAGCUCGUAGUAAAAAAAGUGUUACUGUGGCUUAUUGAAAGCCUCAGAAGCAGCGUUUUUUGUUUGCCGCACCUGAUUCUUCCGGCCACGCCCGCAGGUCUUGCAGGAGGUGUUAGAAAGAAGAUUCGGCUCGUGGCAAAAAAGCCGUUGCUUUGGCUUACUGAAAGCCUCAAAAGCAGCAUUUUUUGGUUUCCACACCUGAUUCUGCUUUCUACCAGGCACACCCGCAGGUCUUGCAGGAGGUGGUAGAAUUGCCGCCGUUCUCGUGGUCAGGAUCCUGGUUCCGUCCCACUAGUCACCCACCCGGCCGGGCGGGUGAGAAGUGGGACGGCCACAACUCGCCAGAAUUUGUUACCCCGCUCUUAAUAAACUUGAAUCAGCAUGAGAAAAUUCGAAGAAAAAUGUUUUAUGUGCGAGUGCAGUAGGUAGUACGAAAACCAAAAUGUCGAAACUCUUGCAGUGCAUACCUUUUCUCCUAAAGGACGAGGACAGUCGGGAGCCCGGGAAAUUCGGUCUCCAGCGGAACCUCCGGCACUACUACCGGUAUAUGCAGCUCGCGAACUACUAUGAACUGCAAUAGUAUUGUAUUUGUACUUGUAGUAGUUGCAGCCAUGCAUUACAAAUCUUUUUCUUGACGCAAAUCCGCAUGGCAAAUUUUAUUUCUCAUGCUGAGGAAGUUUGAAUUUCUAAUGCAUUUAUACGAGUAGGAGUACGAUACUUUUGCAAUUCAUAGCUACCAAAUCCCCCUGGUGACGUCGUGUCUGGACCGGUCGGUCUGGGGAUACGAUGUCGAAGAAUUUUACGACAAUUACCGCAACCUUGUCCUGACGCUCACGGACUUGUCGGGGGAACUGGAGCGGCGCACCGGGACGAAAAAAUCCUUGAAUUUCAUUAUCCUGUGCAAAAGUAUCGUACUCGUAUAAAUGCCAGACUAGCAUGACAAAUCUGGGUUCUUAGGUAAUUUAGCAUGACAAAUUCGUUUUUUCAUGCUGAGGAAAUUUGUGAUGCAUUUUUUUAUAUAUAAGAGUGCGAUACUUUUGCAGUUCAUAUUCAUGGACGCGAGCCCGAAACUGCUGCAGCAGAUCAUUUGGCGCAGCCGGGAGAAUAGACAGUCAGAAGCCCGGUUUUUCAACCAAAAAUUGUCGGUAACUGCAAGAAGAACUUCGGCAAGUAGAACUAGAGGCGCAGCGCAGAAGAACAGCUACAAAAGAGGAGCAACGCCACCACUACAACAAGAAGUUGAUGCACUGACGUCCUCCGACGAUCAAGAUCAAGAUGAGCCUUUUUUAACACCAUCGCCCGUGAAAACUUGCAGUUCCCUGUCUACAACUUCAACAAGCGCACUGAUUUCCUCCGAGUCCGACACAGCAGCGCCGCGCAAUAAAGCGAUGAAGAAAUCGCGGCACUGCGGACAGGAGCAUUCUCCUUCACCUGGAAGUACAGCAGACCGUGACGAAAAAACACAACGACUCAAGAAGUCGAAGCUAUCUUUCCUCUCCUCCACGAAGUGCGCCACGCUGGUGGAAUAUGUGAGUGCACAGCUCCCCCUCCGCGCUCUCAUUUGUGAUGCAAAAUACCAAAUCCAAGGAAGCCGCGGUGCUCUGUGGAGGUACCGUUUGCAUGACAGAUUCCGGAAGCUCUAGGAGCUCCCCAGUACGUACUGCAUUACGCGCAUGAACUUGUCAUGCACAGGCUCCACAGGUGCGGGUGUUCAUGCAAAAAUAGAAAUGAGGGGGACCGGGACGAGUUGUGCACUGUCAUAUGGAAAACGCCUGCAUCCACGGCAAUCAGCUGCACCUCUUCGGGCUGACCGGGGAGGAAAAGCGAGAUUUCACGGCCUUGCGGACCUGUGGGGAGUUUGGUAACUAUUGGUUCACGAACCUAGUUUUCGACGGCGAUAUCGACCCAGGGACGAGGAGGCUGUCGACGCAGAAGAAGCAAGCCUUCCAAAGCGCGAUGUGCAACAACGCGACGAGUCACUACACGGACACACUCUACGUUGUGACCGCGAUGAUGGCGGGCGUCUCCGAGGGAAAUCCCUACCACCUGCUCCACUUGACUGCCCCGGCGUUUUACCAGUUGCAGGCUGAGGAGUACGGGAUCUGUGCAGACCCCUUUAAAGUCGACAUCCGGUUCGAGUUCCCCAACCAGAAGCAGGAGGAAAAGAUGAACCAUUUCUGGCGGGUUUUGACCGGGCAAUACAAGAAAAGUGAAAAGCACAACAACCUCCCCUACAUGCGCCUGCCGGAUCAGACACAGGUCGAUAUUCUAGAAAUGAUAUCCUGGGCAAUUUUUCCAGAGUACUUGUUAUCGAGGUGGUCUUAGUAAUUGCAAUUUUGUUGCAUGACGUUGACAAAUCUGGUUUCCCAGGUAAAAUUCAGCAUGACUCACACUGAAGAUAUCGAUGGCAAUUUUGCAAUGACUUCUACUAGCAGACGAUGCUUUUGCACAGGAUAGAUCAUCCAGGGAAACUCGCAAGCGUUCGACCAAGGGGGCAUCGUGAAAUUUUGGUGGAGCCUGCUGAGCUACAACCCGCCCAUACCGCUCGGGCAGGACUUAAAGCCAAGAUGCUACGAGCGUACUGCUACAGAGUUGUGCUGUGGUUUCAUUCUCAUUUUCAGUGAUCUAGAUCUGUAGACGAAUAAAGCUCGCUGCAGCGGCAUUUGAAGACGUUCUUGUGCUAAGUAGUCGUACCAAGCAAAGCAGUCGGCUACAGAAGAAAGCGGAAGCGCUAUUGAUCCUUUCAUACACUUCGACGAAGAACGGUCAUUCGAGUUGAGAUCAAAUCCUCUACUACUUCCAAAAACCUCCAAGGUAUCGUCUUUGGCCGCGAGCCGCUCCGCACCGGUAUCGGCGGCUUCGUUACGAGUAGGAUCUUCAACUUCAUGUUAACCCGAGUACAUGAGGAAUUUUCGUCCUCGACGGGAACAUCAAAUGUAGGACAACUACAGGAGCACCAAAAAUCUACUUCCGCAGAAGUAGGCCCCAUCCCUCACCUCCCGCACAAGAACCCGGACUGCCCUGCAACUCUGCGGAACUUGGACACGGAAGAAGAAGUCAAAGCCUACUGCUACGAGAAUGUGCACCGAAACCUGUUCAUGAAUUCCAAUCCCGGUAAGAAUCGAUUCACCAGUGCCUCGAAGUUGAAGACGAUGUCCAACUCGUUAGUCCGCUGUUGCUCCGUCGAGUGGGACUAUUACCGGCGCAUGCUUUGGAGCAAGGUAGACGAGGAUAUAAUCGUGGGAGGUUCCACAACCGCGGAGCUUCCGGGAGAUCAUCAUAUUGAAGUUACUAGCACCGGCGCAGAAGUAACUAACGACAUGCAACACGCGAUCCUCGCAUACCAACAUAGAUACGGCAGCAUAAGUACUAAAACCGCAGGGGCUGUUGCUUCAUCAUCAUCCAACAUUCGUGCAAACAGCAAAAAUCCCCACGACUGCGAUUUUUUCCGCGACCACACCUGCCUGCACGAAUUCCCGCGCACCUCGCUACCAUUGAAGGACAUUCCCGGCGCUGGUGCGCCAAGAACAAAAGCGAAUGACGACGAAGGACACCAGCAGGAAGAAGUAGAAGAAGUGUCUACGCUGUACCGCUUUGAAAACAGCACACACCCGGUUAUGCAAGAAAAAAUCUGUGUGAGUGUAAAUCUGUCAUGCAGAAAAUGCAAAACUGUAUACAUUUGUCAUGCUGGGUCUGCGUCAUAGGCUACUUUCCUACGUGUUUUCAGAUAUUGCCUUUGCAUGACAGGUUCUUCUUCCUGUAAAAAUGCAAAGCGAAUUUGUGAUGCUGCUCUUCUUCUUUCUACAAAGUUACACUUACGCAGUUUUGGUCCUGGAUACCGGUGGAGACGAAUUUGGUGAUUGUGCAGCGCCUAUGCAAUGCAAUAGUAUCGUACUCGUAGUACUAAUUGCAUUUAUGCAUUACAAAUCUCGUUCUCAAGGUAAAUCAGCAUCACAAAUUUAAUUCUUAAUGCUGGGCCAAGUUGUCAUGCAAUUUAUACUAGUACGAUACUUUUGCAGUUCAUAGCGCCAGAAAAAAGCGAAGAGGACUAUGGCGCUCUCAAACGAUACAUUCUCAACUGUUACGUGAUUUGUCAUGUAAAAUGAGCAUGAGCCGCAAGACGAUUAAGCUGCUUCGCAUGACAAAUUAUCGAAGUGCCAAACAGCAUCCAAAUCCGUGCGAAACUUGUGAUGCAAGACUUGCAAGCUUUACCUUUUCCCUAUUGCUGUUUUUGCAUGACAAAUUCAUGUAACAGUUGAGAAUGUGACAGUUGAGAACGCCAUAAGGACCUUUGAAAACUUGAGCGAGCUACUCGCAUUUCUCUCCUCGGUUGGCAAAGUCGCGGUGCUGGUCGUUAUGCACUGCAAAACAAGCAUCGUACUAACUUAGUAUAAAAAUAAAUCGCAUGACAAAUUUCCUCCGCUUGAGAAAUGAAAUUUGUAAUGCGGAUUUGACUAAAGAAAGAAAUUUGUAAUGCAUGAAUGCGAUUAGCACGAGUGCGAUGCUCCUUUUGCAAUGCAUAGUCGUGUAUCUGGAGCAAAUCACGCCAACCACGCAGUACUUUCUCGCCAGACAAGCGGACAUCUGGAUGGGGGCGACCGGCGCAGCUAACGCCUGGGCGGUGUUUAUGAAGCCGGGGUCGAUCCUGUUGGACACCUUUCCCCCGCUAAACGGCUUCUGCGAUCGCGGGUGGAACAUGAUAUGCAGUGCAAAUAUGUCUGGAUCUAGAUCUUCUGGAAGAAGUAGAACAGUGCAGGAGGAGACUUGUGAUGCUUUGUGACCGUCACGCAAAAGUCCGUCGUACAAAACUCGGAAAAGAUGGUGUCCAUUUUUAGCCAGGAUCUUGAGACGGCAACAUUCCUCAUGCGACGAGAUAGGCAUCGCAUAGACCACAUCUACCCUGCCGAAGAACCUCUGAAGAUACUAGACCCUGCAUAAUUACAGACAUAUUUGCAUUUGAUACAUGAACCCCGUGACGCAUUUUGGCGGGCUGACCAGGUUGAACGGGAAAGUACACCACAAUUGCGAGGUGCACAAGUCUAACAACGGGGAAUCGCGGUGGUACAUGAUUAAGCAGUACAUUGCGGAGUAUGGCGGCGGCUUCUGGCACUCCCAGAACAUUUUCCUGGACAUGCGCAAAUUCGCGAAACUGUGGGAGGAGGCACAGAGGGUUCUGAACGACGAAAUUUUGCCGCCGCAGGUGAGGUUUAAAAGUGCAACUAGUAGUUUUGAUGAUACUGCUGGGGGAAUAAUAGAUCCAGUCGCUCAACAACACAGAGAAGGUUUCUUGGUUCCAGGGGCGACUAACGAGGACUUUUUUGAAAAAGAAGAGAAGCUUUUCCUAGCGGAGAAACUGUUAGAGGGCACAGAAAGGGAGGCGGAGACCUUCUACCGAAGUCCCAGCACUGCGAGAAGGGAAUUUAGCUACUAUCGGCAUAAUCUUUAAAUCAUGAUGUCAAUACAUAGUAGUUCCCUCAUCUUAAUAUGCGUGCAAGUACGUGAGGACAAUAAAGAGAACGACUAGGAGUAGGACUGAAUCUACACGACUCGGAAAAGAUACAAUAACUCAAAUGCAGCUGGUGUGCGAAGUAACAAGUAGUCCGGUUAAUCAAGAAAUAAGAUGAACGUCGCGCAGAAGGUGCUACUUGAC
Amoebophrya sp. A120 is the source of this 8744-nucleotide messenger RNA. NCBI's taxonomy places the organism in Eukaryota, Dinophyceae, Syndiniales, Amoebophryaceae. The record is from the annotation of a GenBank genome assembly.